UGCCACCGUUCAUUCAUGUGCAAGCUGGGGGGGCAUUACUGGCGAAAUGAUGACGCUUCUCCCGAAAUAUUCUAUAGGACAGUUUGUCUUAAUAACUUCACUGCUGCUGGGUUCGCUUGGCGAUCCUAUUUUUUUCUACGGACGCGGAGGACAAGAAAUCAACAGGAAAAGGUCUUUCCAUCACCCCUUUGGACCCAGAUCCCCUCCUCCCCCUCCUAACAGACCACAUCCAAACAGAGUGCCUUGCCUUCCCAACUACAUUCAUAAGACAAAAUACAUCACAAAAACGACCUCGCUAUACAAAACUAUUUACGAAACGGAGUUCUUCCCCAAAACCGUUUUUGACACAAGUUUCAAGACAUUUGGCUUUGACUUUGACCCCUCGACGGUGACAACCACGUCCACCAGCACCAUAGUUAGCACCCGCGUGGAACCCGUUUACAUAACCACCACCGAGUUCGAGUCAACCUCAAUCACUUCGACAGUUACUCAACUGAUCUACGACACGAAACACCUCAUCAAUUCCUUGCAACACACCAGAUUUACUCCAGAAAUUAUCACCAAAACUAUAAUUCAAGACGUGUUCCACACGGACAUCGAGACUGUGUUUAGUAGUCGCACAGUUACCGUCACACGCACGGAGACCGCCAUCAACACUGAUUGUCCUGGUCUGCCAUCGUCUUCUGAUAGUCAAUUUUUGAGCAACACUUUUGAUUCGAGGGCCAGGCUCAAUAGGGAGCUCCUAAAAGCCAGUCUGUUUACUGCUCCUGUCGCGCCGGACUUGUACGAAGAUAUUAAACUGUCCAAUUCAAGGCCUAAAACUACUUACACUGGACUUCUCCCUCCGAGCAACAACGACGUUUUCAGCAGCUCCUAUAGAGAUGCAGCAAAUUACUUCAACCCUCUUGAUCCUUUGCAGCAACAGGUAUCGUCCCUCUAUGGUAGUUCCAAUGUGGGUUCCCAAAGCAACCCCUUCAUUCAUCCUGAUAAUAAACUAUUCAACAGCUUUGGUACUUCCCAUCUCAAUGCACAACCUCUCCAAAAUUAUCUGGUUCAUGCAGACUAUUCAUCUCGGUAUCAGAAUGUCGUAAAGCCUCCACCCGUCUUACCAGAGAAAGACAAGCCGUUCUACGACCAUCCCGACGACUACACACAGUUCACUCAGAAAGACAUAAAGUUUACACCCUCCCGCCCUGAUCCAACAAGCAUAUCUGACAUCAUCGGCCACCCGUCCGAUAGCGAAGAAACUCAAGAAGAUCAUUCAUAUGGAGUCCGCCAACAAAAACUUCUGUCACAGGGAGAUUCUCUUUAUGGAAUAAAAUCCACAUACCGUCCCACAGGGCAGAAGCCGAGUUAUACACCAGAAGACACUCAUUACAUCGGUGAAAAUCCUGACACGGGAGAAGACAUCCACAUAAGAGAAAUUCUAAAAGGCGUGAAAGGAGGAGAAAUCCACGAGGAAAUUCAUAACCAUGGUUUGGUUGAGCCCCGUUUUAUUCCUCACUCACCAGAGUUGACCCAUUUCAGAACUCAGAACUCAAAGUACUCCAAUUCCUACCAUGAAGGCCCCCCAGUGUACGUAGUCAGAAAUCAAGAGAUUCAUCAUACCAACACCGCAUCAUGAUUCAUCAACCUGCAACUCGCACUUCACGGACUCUCUUCCGGUCAGAAAUGACCCGACCAAAGGUAGUUGAU
Hyalella azteca is the source of this 1695-nucleotide messenger RNA. RefSeq lists its product as uncharacterized. Bases 47 to 1624 code for a protein of 525 amino acids. Lineage: Eukaryota; Metazoa; Arthropoda; Malacostraca; Amphipoda; Hyalellidae. The transcript has 4 exons. The record is from RefSeq and is a predicted model, not a curated record.